AUGUCCUUUUCCUUUGGCUUCAGCGGAGAUGACUAUGACGAGGCAGAGUCUGAAACAGCCAGGCUUGAGCAGGGACACGAUGCAGACCAGACCGUCUCGUUGAUUCCUGCACAGCGUCAUACACUCGCUGACCUGGUUGCAGCAUUACCACGGACACUGGCAUACAGCACGCUGACGCUCGGCGGUCGAUUAAUUCCGCGUCGCGAGUUAUGGGAUAUCAAGCAUCAGCUCAUGUCCGGUGAUGCAGCAAUUGCGGAUAGCGCUGCAGAAGAGGCAAUGGCGUAUAUGGCGAAAGACGAUGUUAUCCAUGGACUCUAUGAAGGUGGUUUCAAGACAUGGGAGUGUAGCUUGGAUCUUGCUGAGCAGGUGCCUGGACAGCUACCAGCGCAUGCGAUUGAGCUUGGUUGUGGCACUGCUCUACCUACGCUGUGUUUGUUGGAUGCAGCGCUUGAGCAGAAGUAUGCGAUGCGCUUGACUGUGCAGGAUUAUAACUUAUCGGUGCUGCAACUUGCUACGAUACCCAAUCUCUUUCUCGUCUGGCUACGGCGGCAGAAUCCAUCUGCGUUUGAGAAAGAGGGUGAAGUACAAGUCUCUGAUGAGCAAGUCGCUCAGUUCCAGAGAGGGUUGUCAGCACUGGGUAUUCAAGUCGAUGGCAUGACGGGUGCGUGGUCGCCUGCGAUGCUAGACUUGCUGCAACCGGUAUCGCCUGUGUGUGUCUUGGCAAGCGAGACGAUCUAUGCGCCGAGCGCGUUACUUGCAUUCUUGAGACUGCUUCAAGGCUUGUUGGAGGGUGGACGGGGUGAGGGACGGAUUGCAGCGAAGCAUGUGUACUUUGGCGUGGGCGGCGGUAUCAGGGCGUUCAUGGAGGGAUGUGCUGGACAUGGGUUGGUAUGUGAGAGUGUGUAUGAGGUGGAGCAGGGCGUACGGCGGUGUGUCUUGCUUGUGAGGUCUACGGGUGCUUGA
Protomyces lactucae-debilis is the source of this 963-nucleotide messenger RNA. RefSeq lists its product as uncharacterized. NCBI's taxonomy places the organism in Eukaryota, Fungi, Ascomycota, Taphrinomycetes, Taphrinales, Protomycetaceae. Gene Ontology annotation, biological process: peptidyl-histidine methylation, to form tele-methylhistidine. Bases 1 to 963 code for a protein of 320 amino acids. The transcript has a single exon. Gene Ontology annotation, molecular function: protein-L-histidine N-tele-methyltransferase activity. The record is from RefSeq and is a predicted model, not a curated record.